UGGUACGGUCCGUUGCCUAGGUGCUGGUAGAAGCCAAUUUACACUGCCAAGCCUGUCCACAGCCGUCCGUAUUUACUCUAAAAGAGCGGACAUGAGAUACUGGAUGGAUUACUCCAGCAAUGUGAGUGCUGAAGUUUGAGGAUCUGCUGAUCUCUGGCGCAUCGUUGGAGCCUGAGUUAGCAGAAAUGUUGUGUGGGAUCAGUACUUCGACUGAUGGAGAUAAAAUUCAUCCCUUACAGACGCUGCUGUGCCAAACUUAAUUUGUAACGAUGGAUAAUAAAGAGGUGUUGACGGAGCUGGACAAGAUUUCUAGGCGGCUCCAGGAGGAUGGCUUAUCGCCAGGGGCCAAUGGAGAAGAGAAGCAGUGCCACCUUUGGCAGCAGCUUCUCAACAGUGAGGCGAAGCUUCAUGCAGCUACCCAAGAGGUGCAGACCCUACGUGUGCAGCAAGCCAAUGAGAUGAAGGAGCUGGAGAGCUAUGUUGCACAUAUUCGUGGGCUGUUAGAAGAGCGAGAGGGCCUGGCUGCAGAAUAUGAAAGACAUAAUGAACAGCUGCAGCAUGAACUUCACCAGAUUCAACACCAGCUGGAGAGUCAGAGCAAGGAGUUGGCAGAGAUGCUGGCUCAGGAGGACCUGGUGGAGAUGGGCUUGACCAGCCCCAGUGAGAUAGUGGCCUAUUUACUGGUGGAGAGGGCCACACUGCUGGAAAGGUUGGAGGCUACUGAGAGGAGACUGGAAAGUCAGAGUCUCAGUGUUAACUUGAAGGAAGUUGACCACCAGGAGUUUAUUUGCCAUAUGAGGGGGGAUGACCUGAGACAGCAAAAGGAGGAUCUCCAGAAGACCUUCAAUAACGCAGUGAAGUGCUCAUCCCAGAGUCCAUGGAAGAAGCUGUUUGGCCUUCGCAGGUCUGGUCAGAGCAAGCACAGUAUUAACCCUGCCCACAGUGAGGAGAUUUCCCAAGAGCGAAAUGAGCGUCAGCGACUGGAACGGGACUUAGAAGAAGCAUCCCGGAGGCUGGCGAUGGCUCAUCAGGAUAUCCGCAGACUCACUAAUGAACUGGAUGCUGCCAAAAACAACAACCCAGACCCAAGCGGAUCUGAGCUUCAGGGAACCGUCCAAGAAGUAGAGAACCUGAGGAAGGAAGUGGAAAAUCUUAAACACUCUGAUGUGAUGAAGUUGCAGCAGGCUAAAGAGCAAAAUGACAAACUAGAUGCUGAGAACAGAGCUCUGAGGGACAGAGUGCGUAUUUUGGAGUCAGAGAAGAAAAAUCUCCUUGACCAGAAUGAUGCAGCCAAAGAAGAUAGAAAAGAUAAAAGUGUUUGCAGUGACCAACAAAACAAUCUGUCUGCUUUAUCAGCUCAAGAAAAAGACCACAUUCACAAACGGUGUCAAGAGGCUGUGGAAGAUGGGCUUGUGCAGGUGAAAGACCUGCAGCGACAACUGCAGAGGCUACGCAAGGAACAUGAAGAGCUGGAGGAGAGGAACGAGGAGCUGGAGGCCUUGCUGGGGGAAGCCCAGAAUGCUAGCAAAGAGGAGAGGCAUCGACAUGAGGGAGAACUCGAGGGCCUGCGAAGAAGGAUCACAAACCUGGAGGCAGAGAUAAAGAAGCAGAAAACCCAAGAGAAAAUGUUGCAGAAUGGAGAAGAGGUCAAAACCACAGAGUCCUACUUAAAGUUGCACCUAAGGAACAGUGGUCAAGAGAGCCUGGCUAUGCUUGAGGCUCGUCUGACUGAGGAGAAAGACUGGAGGAAACAGCUGGAGUUGGACCUCAGUGCUGCACAGGCUGCCCUGAAGAAAGAGAAAGAGGCUUUGCAGAUAAGUGAGCGAGAGCGAAACAAACUGAGACUUGAGAACAACAGCCUUCAUAUAGAAUGCCAACAGGGGAAAACACUCAUCAAGAGUCUCACUCAAGUCAAGGUGGAAAAAACACUUCUGGAAGAAAAGGUCUCCCAGAUGGAGCGUGCCUAUAGCAGACUCCAGGGAGAGCUGCAGUGCUACAAAGACAGUAAGCAGACCCAAGAAGAGAUGAAGGAAAACAUGCUACACGUCAGCCAGCUGCAGGAACAAGCUGACCAGCUUACUGCUGAACUUAGCAGCCUCCAGACAGCACACAACAGCCUGAGAGAUGAGAUGGCUUCUGAGCGGAUGCAGACUGCAGAGCUACAGGCCAGGCUAAGCUCUAGUGUUCAGGAGAAGCUAGCAGCAGAGGGCAAACAGGAGAGAUUGGAGCUGGAGAUCCAGCGCCUCGUUAAGCAGCUUCAGUGGCACCAAGACCAACUAUCCACCACGAAGGAAGUGCUUGGCAGCAGCCAGAAGUCUGAACUGCACAUAGCUCAUUUUGAACCUAGAGUCAGUCCAGUGGAAAACCGCAGAGAAGAGUGCGUGGCUCAGGAGCUGAGUGAUCUACAGAAUAAGCUAGAGAAGGAGCGGCAGCAGGGUCUUGAGCACAAAAUGGCCCUCGAGGCUCAGGUCAAUGAAGCCCAGGCACAUAUUAAGUCCCAAGAUUCGGUGCUGAAGCAGAAGACAGAAGAAGCUAAACAAAUGAAGCAAGACCUGCAGAGGGCCCAGAGCCUGUUUACCUCAGCGGAGAAAGAGUUACGCUAUGAGAAAGAGAAGAACUUGGACCUGAAGAGACACAACACGCUGCUGGAUCAGGAAAAACUCAAGCUUAGUGCAGAAGUGAAGCAGGUCCAGACAAAGCUGGUACAGAUGGAGCAGAAAGUCACUGGUCAGGCGGCCGAGUGUGAACAUCAGCAGCAGAAAAUCAGGCAAUUGGAGCUGGAACUGGCUCGUAGCUCCGCAAACCGCAAUGCCACUACUAGUCUGCAGGGGGACCUCCAGGCUGAGAGGGCACGACUCAUCGCUGCUGACAAGAAGGUCCUGGAACUACAACAGCAGCUUAAGUCUGUCCAGCACCAGCUGCGUGUGGAGGAAGCUCGUGCAGGCGAGACCAACCGCUUGGAGAGGGAAAGCAGGGAUCUAUCUGACGCCUUGUUAGCUCUGAGAGCCCAGCAGCAGGAAGAGCACAUCACCAGGAAGCUGUUAGAACAGCGCGAGGAGGAGCUGCAGCAACAGGUUCGCUCCUUGAGGCAUAAGGAGGCCUCAUUGACCAGGACAAAUGCAGAGCUCAGCCACCGUGUCCAGCAGCUGGACACCCGUCUAUCCGUCCUGGAGGCUGAGCUUAGCAAUGCUAGAGAGGAGGGAAAGGACAGCCAGGCGUCACGUCAAAAGCUGCAGGAGGAGCUGUUGGCCAGUCAGCAGGAUUGUAAAGGACUGCAGGAUGAGCUGCAGCAGGUUCUCCUCCAACUCGACGUGCAUGUCAGAAAGUACAAUGAAAAACAGAGUCAACACAAGACCAAACUGCGUCAGGCCAAGCAGGUGUUUCUAAAGUCAACCGAACAGAGAGACAGCACCAUCCAGAAACUGGAGAAUGAUCUCGAGCUUGCUUCUAUGCUUUCUCAGAAGGACAAAGAGAGGAUCCAGUUAGUGAUGGAAGUCAAUGAGAAGCUUUUGGAGGAGAAGAGGGAACUGGUGCAGAAGAUAAUUGAGGCCGAGGAGAUGGGCAGCAAGGCCAUGAAGACCGCCUCAACAGUCCAAUAUAGGGUUAACCUCUUAGAAGUGGAAAACAAACAACUGCAGGACGAAACCUUGAAACUCUCCAAUCAAGUCAGUUCUUUAGAGCGUGCUCUGAGGAAUGUCCAGUCACUCUACAGCAUGGAGAAUGCCAGAAAAAUGCUUCCCACUGAUGCUCUCACUGACAGCAUCCUACAUACGUCUGCACUAAGUUUGACGUCAGGUUCUGGUAACAAACUGGGCGUCCUGGAUGCAAUCUGUCGGGUGAAGGUGGACGAUGGUGUGCUGGCAGAUGGCACCCGGACACCUUUCACCAUACACCAACCUUCAGAGCAGGGAUACCUGAAUCUCACUUCCCCAUUGAUUCCUCUAGCCUCUGCCAAAGGGGCGGAGGAGAGCUCUAAAAGCAGUGACCCGGUAUAAGAAAUGGUACGAUGUCUGUCUUCAUCUACAGGGAAAAAUCUGUGUAGAAGUAAUGAAUAUAUAUUAUAUAUAGAAUCCAAAUUAUCCUUGUUAAAAGAGUAAUAAUGAAAGGGAGCUUCCACUACAUUUCUGCUCAGGACGGUGUCUACGUUUGAUGUGUUAGCAGGUUCUUCUUUGGCUGGGAGGUACAUGUGUAUAUAUCAAGUCAGAUUUUGAAAGAGGGAAAAUUUGGGGGGUUUGUAAAAAAACAAAAAAUGCCUGUGCUAGUGUCAAUACGAUAUUUUUAUUACAUAUUUUCAAGGGGCAUUAUCUAAAAGGAGAUUUGACUUGGUAGCUGAAGAAGUGAAUCGAUUUUGUAAAAAAAUCUAAGCCGUCUAAAUAUUUAAAAUCACAUUAGUGCUUUUCACGCUAAUGCAGUGAAUGUCUCUUCAUGAGGAAUAUUUGAAUGGUACUAGUUUAAACUGAGCACUUUACAAGAUGUUUAACUCGUGUUUACAUUUGGGGAAAGUGUGGGCUAUUAAAGGUAUGCAUUUUCCCCAAUUAAAUUUAACCUUGGCAGUGUUCUGAUGCCGGUGAGUGCGAGCGUGUGCUGGUGGAUGGUGCCCGGACACUUUUCUCCACACACCAACCAUCAGGGAUACCCGAGUCUCUCUUCCACAUUGAUUCCUCUGGUCUCUACCAAAGGCACAGAGGUGAUAGUAAUGAAUGUUUCAAAGACAUUUUAAAAAGAAUAAGCAUUUUUAUAAAUGUAAAAAAAUCGUACUCAUUUCAUAUCAACCAUAAAGACAGACUCAAGAUAGACAAGGCGGACUCACUUUUUCGUUUAAUUAGAGAUUGCCAUACACUGAAAGUAAAUACUGGACUCUGUUCAGAGAUGAGUACUUGCUACAAUCAGUGCUUUAUUUACUAUUUAUAGUUUUAUUUUAGUCUGCAAAGUCACACAAUUCCAGGCAUUUUUUUCCUCUUUUUUUACACUUUUUUUUCUGUUCUCCAAGGACCCGCUGUUUAAGGUAUUUGUGCUUUAGUCACAAAGACGAUCAGCAGUAAGACUUUAGCAAUUUGCACAUGGUAUUAAAUACAGGUUUUGUAUCCACCGUUAUACAGUGUCUUUUUGUUUUUUGUCUUCAACGUGCCUGAAAUGACGAAGUGUGAAUACAUCUGAUAACAAAAACGACAUGGGAACAAUGAGAUGUAGUCAAUAAGAAACUUUCACUCCUGUUGUAUUUGUACAAAUGCAUUUUUAAAAAAAGCUAUUUUCAUAAAUAAAGACUGAU
Messenger RNA from Pundamilia nyererei, 5269 nucleotides. It is a transcript of the gene ccdc30, whose product is annotated as coiled-coil domain containing 30. Lineage: Eukaryota; Metazoa; Chordata; Actinopteri; Cichliformes; Cichlidae. The record is from RefSeq and is a predicted model, not a curated record. The coding region runs from base 270 to 3995 and encodes 1241 amino acids. The transcript is spliced from 28 exons.